GGACCAACCACUCAUUGGGUAGAAUCUUUCGAGAAGGCUCGAGAAGAAGGAAGCGGAAGUAGCACGUGGAGGGGCCGGUGGAGGCGCCGCAGCGCGCCGGUGAGCGAGCGGCGGAAGAUCCAGGCCGGCAGCGCGAGCUCCGGAGCGACUCGCGGACACCGAGCACCGCCUUCUCCCGUGGCUACUGCUCUGCGAACCACCACUGUCCCCGGGAAGUCGGAGGUGUCAGACCGGCAGACUGUCCGUGUGUCCGUCCGUCCUCCCGC
Messenger RNA from Rangifer tarandus platyrhynchus (Svalbard reindeer), 266 nucleotides. NCBI's taxonomy places the organism in Eukaryota, Metazoa, Chordata, Mammalia, Artiodactyla, Cervidae. The record is from the annotation of a GenBank genome assembly.